Molecule: messenger RNA, 3097 nt
Organism: Porites lobata
Lineage: Eukaryota; Metazoa; Cnidaria; Anthozoa; Scleractinia; Poritidae
Source: the annotation of a GenBank genome assembly
AUGAAACACCAACUUGCUCUAAAUCGGCUGUCCAUGACUUACUCUUGGUACAACAUUAGAAGUGAUUAUAAAAACAAUAAAAUCAAAUACACUCAUGAUGGAACCAACUGGCAAACAAUUACUUUUACAGAUGGAAUGUAUUCCUACUCUGAUAUUAAUGAUUAUAUUCAUCAAUACAUGACUCAAAAAAAUCAUCACACAACAGAUUCCAAAGGAGAAAAAAAGUAUUCAAUCAAUCUAACUUUUAUUCUAUCUACCUAUCGAAUUCUUAUAUCACUUGAUGGUGAUUAUCAACUUGAUCUGAGAGGAACAGAAUUUGGAGACCUGAUUGGAUUUGAAAAGAAACUUAUUACAAAAACAGAGUAUGGAUCAAAACUACCAAAUAUCACAAAUUCGAUUGAUGUGUUAAAUAUUAACACAAGCGCAAUAACUGAUAGCAUUGUAAAUGGAAUAAAUACAAAUACUCUUGCUGUGAUACCAACAGACAAUCUAACAAGGUCUUUUCCAUUUACGUUUGAACCUAAAAGACCAUUGUAUUGCCCUUUAUCAUCAUUUCACAUUGAUGAAAUGAUAGUCUAUGUGACAGACUCACUUGGAAGACCAGUAAAUUUUAAUGGUAUUGAUUGGUUUAUGACUUUAAUACUCCAUUCAAUGUAAUAUAACUAUUAAAAUAAAAUGAUGCGACAAUCAGAGUUUAAAAUGAGAUUUGACCCAGAACUGGGAAAAUACACAAGACAACAUAUUUACAGAGAAGGAAUGAUGGAUGUGUUUAAAUCGUUUGGUUCAAAAUUAUUUGGAAAAACAGUCAAAUCAGCUGUUAAAAAAGGAGCUAAAAAGCGGUAACAGCAGCUGCAACAAAAACCGGUGAACGUGUUGGCAAAAAGGCUGGUGAUAAGAUAGUGCAAAUGUUAUCAAAAAGUAAAAAUAAACCAAAAGUUACUUUUAAUGAAAAUGUUGAAACAAUUCCAAGUGAAAAAGAGUUAAAUCAAAGAUUGAUUAACCUUCUUAGUAGAGGUUCAACACGUAAGAGAAAAUUAUAUAAUUAUUAAAAUAAAAUGAAGUCAUUUAGAAAUCCAAAAUAUUUAGAUAGAUAUGAAGAUGUUGUAUUUGACCUGGAACAGACUUUAGAUACAGCCCCAGCAAAUAACGCUUACCAAACGAAAACAUGUCUUAGAUUUGUUGCUGAUUACACAGGAGAAACUACUCCUUUUGAUUGGUAUAACGCACGAUUAUCAAUGGAUUUUAAGGUAAAUAAGCUGGCAGAUGGAGGAAAUAUUGCGGCUGCCGACCAUAACGGAAUUGUAAAUGGUAGUAACUCCUUUAUAGAAAAAUUAAGUAUCCUGGCAAAUGGUCGAGAAGUUUAUAGUUGUAAUUAUGCAAAUCAUGUUGUAAAUAUUAAAAAUUUGCUUGAGUAUAAUCCUUCAUAUGCACAGAGUGUUGCUGCAAACGAAUUUUAUUUUCUUGAUACAUCAACAGCUGCAGAGGAAAGACCUGCUCAAGCAACUUAUAAUAAAGGUUUUCAUCAAAGGAAAUUACUAUUAGGUGCAUCAGCCACAGUAAAUUGUGAAAUUCCUUUUAAUAGAUAUUCUUUCUUUGAAGCAUUGGAAGAUAAACUACUUCCUAAUACAAAAAUUGAGCUAAGUAUCGAAAUUGAAAAAGAUGCAAAUUUAAUUUUUCAAGGUGCUGAUGAUUGUAGAGUUAUUAUAACAAGACUACAACUUUUUAUUCCAAAACUUACGUUUAAUUCAGAAGGACAAAAGUUGUACAUGGAAAAUUAUCUUAAACCUUACAAAUGGACAUAUUUGAAUGAAGUAGUUGAAAGGUCAAAUAAUACACAACAACAAACAGGACAUUUUGGAAUUACAAAUGCUAUUUCAAAGCCAAGGCAUGUAUUUGUUUUUGGAAUUGAUACAGCAAGAAUUGAUGAACAAACAGCAAAUCCAUUUCUAUACGACACUUUUAAUUUACCAAAUAAUGCUAAUAUAAGAGAUUGUCACCUGGAAGUUGCAAAUGGAAACGAAUAUCCAUUUAUUCACUUUAAACCUUCUACAGAUAUGUCAAGAGUUUUUAGAAAUGUAAUGUCAUACGUCUAUGCAAAUAAUGAUUAUCAAGGUGGAACAUUACUUAAUAUAAGUAAUUUUAAAUCUUUAUUUCCUUUUGUUUAUUUUGACCUGACAAAACAAAAAAAAAUGGAUAUCAAAGAUGGUGUUACAAAACUAGCAUUUCAUUACGAAUUAACUGCUAAUCCAAACGCUGAUUAUAAUAUUUACGCAUUAGUCUUACAUGAAAGAGUAGCAGAAAUAUCACAACAAGAUGGAAAACUAUUGCUUCGUGCUUAGAUUUAAUAUAAUUCUAUAAAUAAAUGACUACUUAUAUUGAAUACGGAGUAACACUUACAGAUGGGCAAAAGUCAAAACUGGCUUCUGCAAUAAUAAAUAAAUCACCACUAACUCUUCGGUUAAAACAUUCAUAUCUUCGAGGUUCUGAUGAGUUAAUGUUAACAAAAAGACAAAUUGACAAAAUAAAAAAAUCUAUUGCAAAUGGCACAGGAUCAGAUAUAAAGAUAAGUAAAACACAAAUUAGACGUUCCGUAAAACAUGGUGGAAACUUAUUUUCAGCACUUGCUUCUCUUGGAACAAAAGUACUACCAUAUGCAAUAAAAGGAAUUUCAAAAGCUGUUCCUGCAUUAGCAACUGGUGCUGCUACUGCACUUGGAGAACUUGGAAUAAAUAAAAUAUUUGGAAAAGGAAUUACAAUUCCAAAAAAGUUUUUCCCAAUGUUGCCAGCUUUUAGAGGAGAAUUAACCAAAUCACAAAUAGACCUAAUAAACAAAAUUUAUCAAUCAGGUGGACGACUGGUUAUCAAACCAACUCGUAAACAGAUAGAAGGGGGAUUUCUGGGAACACUUGCUUCUAUUGGUAUUCCAAUGGCAAUUAGUUUAGUAUCUAAGAUGUUUGGCUCUGGACUUCAGGUUGAUAGACAUUCAUCAUCUAAUACAGCAAAUGUUUACGUUCCACAUCCUCCUCCACCAACACGUGGUGAAGGUUAUCCUUAUCGCUCACCACCCUUUUUUUUGGUACUUGGGAAAACCCAAUAG